CACAGUGUUUUAUAUAUAUGUACGCUCGUCGACUCGUCCUCGUCGUCAUUUUGACAGUAGCAGUAAUACAAUAGUGUCAAUUUGCAAGACCAGUUUGGAUCAGUCUGAAAAAUGGCAAACACGUUUCUGUAUUUCGCUUAUGGGAGUAAUUUAUGCACUAAGAGGAUACAUUUAUGUAAUCCGACCGCAAUAAUGAAAGAUAUUGGUUACAUAAAGAAUUUUAGGCUGGAUUUUUACAGAUAUUCUAAACGAUGGCAUGGAACAUCUGCCACAAUUGUAGAAACAGAACAUUCAGCGGUAUGGGGUGUAGUCUGGGAAUUAGACAAGUGCAAUUUAGCUACAUUAGACUGUCAGGAAGGUGUUCAAGAUAAUAUAUAUCAUGCAAUGUCAGUAAAUGUUGAAACUCCUGAUGGUAGAACUCUAAAUUGUCGAGUGUACCAGCAAUGUAAUAAUCCAAAGAAAUAUAUAAAGCCAGAAGACUUUCCAAUGGAUAAGAGACCUUCACCAUUAUACCUAAAUACGAUAUUAAAAGGGGCCGAAGAAAACAAACUUCCCACUGAUUAUAUAAAAUUCUUGAAAACUAUUCCAGAUAAUGGAUAUGAAGGCAAAUACGACAUUAGCUUUUCUCUGCUUUAAAAUUGACAUCUACAACAUUUUUAUUGUACGCAUAUUUUUGAUAAUAUGGCUGGAGGACCACAUAUU
This is a messenger RNA of Acromyrmex echinatior (Panamanian leafcutter ant), 702 nucleotides long. Its product is annotated as gamma-glutamylcyclotransferase. Lineage: Eukaryota; Metazoa; Arthropoda; Insecta; Hymenoptera; Formicidae. Gene Ontology annotation, molecular function: gamma-glutamylcyclotransferase activity. The record is from RefSeq and is a predicted model, not a curated record.